UACACUUUUCUUCUUUUUCUUCUGCUGCUGGACACACUUCUUCAUCCAGCCGUCCAUCCAUUUUCUACCGCUUAUUCACUCCUGUGCUCCCAGGUGCCUAACAUGGACUCCCAGUGCCCUCAGCUGCUUCUGGUGGCGCCCAACGACACGCGGCGUCUGCUGGAGGUCUACGUCAAACGCAGCCUCAGCUUCAACGAUGGCUCUCUGGACACCAAGCCUUGCGAGCGCCAAGCCAAGUGGGUGACUUUAUCCAAAAGACACAGAAGACACUCCAGCGACCCUUUCCUCCACUGCACUGAGGGACUGAACGACCCCGUGUUUGCCACUGAAUCUUUGGACCGACCGGAGACACAGCCUGACGACAAGCUGAGCAAGAAGUCCAGAAAGAAGAAAAAACCUUCCUUGUGGAAGACCUUCAUUGGUCUGUUCUCCAGGAGGACUACUGAGGACAAAGACGAGGACGCCUCAGACAUUCCUGAGGCAUCUUCAGUGGAUGAAGACUUGACCAUCGCCAUCGCCUGCCUGCCUGCUUCCCCUCCACUCCAAAGGAAGAAGUCCUCAAGGAGGAGAUCCAUAAAAAGAAGGUUCUCCAAGAGACGUCUGUCCUUGAUUAAAUUCAGCAGAGAGGAGCCCAACCCUGCGGACAUCACCGGAGUAGAAGCUGUUGUGAGCGUGGAACCCACCUACUCCUACUACGAGAAGGUGUCCGAAGAACUGGAAAAGAUUCUCAAUGAGGUCAAGGAGAAUGAGGAGGUGGUGACCUUGUCAGAUGAGGAAGUCAUUGACAGAAUCAUCGCCUUGACAAAGGAGCAGGGUGACGCCAUCGAUGUCAAGAUAAGAGACAACAACACCCUGAGUAAAUUCUUCCAAGGGAUGUCCUACUCCUCCUUCCAGAGGUUGGCCGACGCCUACCUGGAGAAAGAGGCCUCGCCCCUCCCCACCCCCACGUCCGUCCUGCCAACGGCGCCGGAGCUGGUCAAGCUGGCCUUCACCCUGGACUUCACCGCCCGCAUCGCAGGACUCUCUCGGCAGAACAUCGGACACAUCACCGGGCUCGGGGACCGCUACCUGCAGGACAGAUUUGAAUACAAACAGGCUUGUUCCGACCAUCCCUUCUAAUGAUAAGCGCAUAUGCAAAUGAGGAAGACGUGGGACACAGCCGUGCGUUUCCUCGCCAUCGCCAUGGUGCACGCCGCGGACGUAAGGCGGGUCCACUUGGACCGGCUGGUGCUUGGCGCAGCCUCCUUUUUUGACAGUAGCUGGUUCUACUGUGGACUCUGAAUAUUUAGUCAUCGUGAUGUGACGUUUAUCGUCAUGCUGUGACGUGUGCAAUAGGACCCUCCCAUGCCGUGACGUGUGCAAUAGGACCCUCCCAUGCCGUGACGUGUGCAAUAGGACCCUCCCAUGCUGUGACCAGGGGCGCCGCUAGGGAUUUUGGGCCCCAUGAAAAGAAUCUUUACAGGGCCCCUGUAUUAUAAUUUCAUCAUCAUUAGGGGCCUCUCUGGGCCCCCCUCCAUCAUGGGCCCCUAGAAUCUGUCUCCGUUACCCCCCCUUUUUGGCGCCCCUGGCCGUGACGUGUGCAAUAACAACCAUUCAGAGUAAUAAUACAUGGUAACAACCAUUCAGAGUAAUAAUACAUGGUAACAACCAUUCAGAGUGAUAAUACAUGGUAACAACCAUUCAGAGUAAUAAUACAUGGUAACACCCAUUCAGAGUAAUAAUGCAUGGUAACAACCAUUCAGAGUAGUGAUGCAUGGUAACAACCAUUCAGAGUGAUAAUGCAUUGUAACAACCAU
Entelurus aequoreus (snake pipefish) is the source of this 1796-nucleotide messenger RNA. RefSeq lists its product as uncharacterized. Bases 103 to 1119 code for a protein of 338 amino acids. NCBI's taxonomy places the organism in Eukaryota, Metazoa, Chordata, Actinopteri, Syngnathiformes, Syngnathidae. The transcript has 6 exons. The record is from RefSeq and is a predicted model, not a curated record.